Messenger RNA from Epithele typhae, 1158 nucleotides. RefSeq lists its product as uncharacterized. Lineage: Eukaryota; Fungi; Basidiomycota; Agaricomycetes; Polyporales; Epitheliaceae. The record is from RefSeq and is a predicted model, not a curated record. The transcript has a single exon. The coding region runs from base 1 to 1158 and encodes 385 amino acids.
AUGAUAAAUUCCUACGGAGGCCAAGAUAUCCCAGCUCAGAUAAGACGAAGGGAUGAAGCACUGCGAGACAUCUACUGGCCGAUGAAAAAGACGCUUUCUGGCAUCGAAAACCUCUCCCUAACACUCGCUGAAUAUGAAGAUCUCUCGGGGAACGUUCCCAACCGCGAACGCGUGCCAUGGUGGACGUUCUCCCAGUUGUACACCCUCGUUGUGACACACACUGUGAACUUGACCGAGCAGAUGACACUCUCGCUCAUGUCUCUCCCUGCUCUCCGCAAGCUAUGCCUCACGAUCCAGACGUACAGCGUCGACAGCACCCUCUUCGACAGCUUCCUUCCCUCCCCCAUGGCCACCCCACGCUCAGGAGGCUUCCCCUCGCUUCAUUCUCUCGAGAUAUCCGCAUCUCUCGAAGACCUCUCCAUAUUCUUCAGCACCACCGGAACGAUCCAGAGCCUCACUCGCCUCGCCUUCUUCGAGACCCCGGACACCCGCCCACCAGAGGAUGACCCCGCCGCAGCCCUCACGGCCAUCGCUUCCGCCCUGGGGCCUGCCCUCGACCAGCUCGACUUUUUCCUUACUCGCGAUUUCCGCUCCCUACCUCUUUCCGCCGGCCUCGUGCUCGACGCGCUCCGCGUGGGCGCGGCCCAAUCGCUCCCCGUUUCUGCCUUCCAGCUCGCCGGGUGCGCGCUCGGCGACGCCGACCUCCACCGGCUCGUCGCGCCCGCCCCGCUGUUCCCCGCCCUGGUCACGGCGACCUUCCAGCAUUCCCGUGACGACAACUCUCACGACCGCUCGCGCCCCCCGCCCGGCUUCCACCACCCGACCGUCGCGACGGUGCACGCGGUGUCGCGCGCGCUGCCUCAGCUGGACGACCUCCAGCUCCCCUCACUCGACCCGGCCGGUUUGCGCUUCGCCCACCCCGGCGUCGCGUCCUCGGAGGGGGCGAGCCCUGCGCUGGCGCCAACGGGCCUGCACACGCUCCGGCUGGCAGCCCUAGAGGCGGCGGCGGACGUUGAUGUCGCGCCGCUCGCGGCUGCGCUCGUGGCCGCGUUUCCGCACUUGAUUGCGCAAAAGCUACCGUUGAGCCACAACCGGGGGCCGGGCGACCGGCUUCAGGACCUUGUCGCCUGCGUCACGGCGCUGCAGCAGGGGAAGUAG